Gadus macrocephalus (Pacific cod) is the source of this 3200-nucleotide messenger RNA. It is a transcript of the gene neurl1b, whose product is annotated as neuralized E3 ubiquitin protein ligase 1B. Lineage: Eukaryota; Metazoa; Chordata; Actinopteri; Gadiformes; Gadidae. The coding region runs from base 243 to 2066 and encodes 607 amino acids. The record is from RefSeq and is a predicted model, not a curated record. Gene Ontology annotation, molecular function: ubiquitin protein ligase activity. The transcript has 6 exons. Gene Ontology annotation, biological process: ubiquitin-dependent endocytosis. Gene Ontology annotation, cellular component: early endosome.
AUCGCUCUGAGAGCCCUUAGAUCUGCCUGGUAGUCGCAGCGACAUGGGGUUAAGAUAAGAGGAGUGUGUCUACAUGCUUCAGAGCGAAGACCCAGCGCAAACGAAAGGGAUUGGUACUCAGGUUGAAAGGGUACUAGCCUACAUUUUCAUCCCGCCGUGUGUAAAGGGGAUACAUACAUAGAUGGACAGAGCGUUGAAUUCCAAAUUAACUUGCCAACCGGUGCGAGGAAUUGGUGGAUAUAAUGGGGAAUACGACACCUAAGCCAUUUGUAGAUGCGACCCUACAUCACCGCCCAGUGGCCAAGAGGCAAUACUACAUCCUUCCCAACAGCGGAUCGAGUGUGGAGAGACGGACCCCUGCUCCUCCUGCCAGCCUCAGCCUCGAAUCGCCGCGCUUCCACCCCCACGCCAAGGGCAAGAACGUCCGUCUGGACGGGCAGCUACGGCGCGCCACCCGCAAAAACAGCUUCUGUAAUGGCAUCACCUUCAGCCACAGACCCGUGCGUCUGUACGAGAAGGUGCGACUGCGUCUCAGCGGCGUGCACACGGGCUGGAGUGGCGCUCUGCGCUUCGGCUUCACCAGCCUGGACCCCAGCGAGCUGUCCUCGGCGGAAAUCCCCAAGUACGCAUGCCCCGACCUGGUGACGCGGCACGGGUACUGGGCCAAGGCCCUGCCUGAGAGGCUGGCCCAGAAGGACAACGUCCUCUCCUUCUGGGCCGACCGCCACGGCAGGGUGUUCUACAGCAUCAACGAAGGGGAGCCCAUCCUCUUCCACUGCGGGCUGAGUAUCGGCUGCCCGCUGUGGGCCAUCGUCGACAUCUACGGGAUCACGCAGGAGGUCACGUUACUCGAGAGCACGUUUGCAGAGAGUGUGGCGUCCAGCUGUCUGUCGGCGGCGCGCCUCAGCGCCUACCUGCCCCAGAGCAGCCACGACUCGGCCAACUACAACAACAACCAGCUGGAGCACAACCAGGCGGCCGCCGCCAAGAUCGCGACCUUGCAGCUCAGCGGCUACAGCCAGCUCACCCCCUGCGGCUCCUCCUCCACCUCCAGCUCCUCCACCUCCACCACCGUCACAACCUCCUCCUCCUCCUCCACCUCCUCCUCCUCCACCUCCAGCCCGCUCUCCGCCAGCUCCGCCGCCGCCUCCUCCUCCGCCGCCCCCGGCGGCCCCCGCCCGGCCAAACCGGGCCUCCCCUUGGCGCUGGACAACGGCCUGCACUUCCACCUGGUGCGCGGCUCCGACGUCGUCCUGUCGGCCGACCGCUCGGCCGCCUGCAUCCACUUCCUGGACAGCAGCCGCACGCUGGUGUUCGGCGACCGGCCGCUGCACGUGGACGAGACGGUGUACGUGGAGGUGGGCCACCUGGGCCUGCCCUACUUCGGGGCGCUGCUGUUCGGCCUGACGUCCUGCGACCCGGCGGGCCUCCACGCCGGCGAGCUGCCCGCCGACCCCCAGCUGCUGCUGGAGCGCAAGGAGUACUGGGCGGUGCACCGCGGCGUGCCCGUGCCCUGCUCCGGGGACGUGCUCAGCUUCACGCUGCGCGCCGACGGGGAGGUGCACCACGGGGUGAACGGGGCGCGGCGCGGCCGUCUGCUCUGCGUCGACGCGUCGCAGGUGCUCUGGGCGUUCUUCACCCUGCACGGCGCCAUCAACCGGCUGCGUAUACUGGGGACUCUCCAGUCUUCCCCUCUCUCCGUGUCUCCCAGUGGCUCUCCGAGCAGCGGCCCAGAUGACAGUGAUUCAGACCUGGCUUUCAGUGUCAACAGAUCCUCGUCUGCCUCCGAGUCCUCACUGGGUGCGUGGCUGAAACCCGUCACGGCCCCCAGCUCCCCUCUAAGCCCCCCGGUGUCUCCCAGCCUCUCCGCUCCAGAGCUGCCGCUGCCGGGGAAGAGCGGGGAGUGCACGGUGUGCUUCGACCAGGACGUGGACACGGUCAUCUACACCUGUGGACACAUGUGUCUGUGCCACGAGUGCGGGCUGAAGCUCAAGAGACAGAUGAACGCCUGCUGCCCAAUCUGCCGCAGGCCCAUCAAAGAUGUCAUCAAGACGUAUCGGCCCUGAUUAUGCAAUACAACUUGAACUUAUUUUUACCCCAUGGUGGGAUGGUGGAUGCCUUGAUGCUGCAAGCUUCCCUGUCUCCUGUUUGUUUCUCAGGCUUUGAGGAUUUAAAAAGUACAAACUUGAAGAGAUCCACAACAUGCCACGAUUGUGCCUUUAGUUUUGAAAUCAAUGAUUUCAACAUUGCAACAAUUGAAGCGACUGGUCUGUGUUUUGAUCCAUAAAGGCAAGCGUGUUGCUUCUAUUGUGAGCCAGAACAUUGUUGAGGCUAACUUUAGCAAAGAAGGCUACCCACUAUGCCCAGCCUUGGACCUGAUCUCUCCUGCUGUGCUUAUUUUCUAUUUUCUUUCUGUGCGUAGGCUGAAAAGGAGAUGGCCUUCAAUGAAUAUUUAGUUCUCAAGUUAUUUUUCACCCAGUUUGUUCCUUUUAGUUUAUUUUUUGUUAAUAGAUGUUACAGCACAUGAAUACAGCUAUAGUGUAUGUAUAGUGUAUAUGCAUAUAGUACCACAUAUAGUGUUUGACUUAAAGUGCCUUAGACAUUUGUCCAUUUGCAGACGUAUUACUUUAAAGAAAAUCUAUAGCUACAGCAAGCUAUAUAUUUUAAAUGGUCCAUUGGUGACACACAAAAUGUGUUGUGUGGUGAGUAAAUGUAUUGGGAAUGGGAAGAAAGCAGGAAUUUAAUUAAUUUUUGUUUGGUAAGUAAGAUAAACAUUUUGAAAAUUCAAAAGAAAUUCAAAAUGCCUAUAUUAAUAUUGAAUAUAUAUUAAUUCUUUAAUCCAGAUCUGAGAAGUGUUUUUACUCUUUUGGUGCCUUAAAUGUCUUGUGAUGUAUUGUUUGAGGAUAAUAACUCUGAAGACCCUCCAAGAAAUCUUUUUUCAUGCACUGAAAGACUGUCAUACAUAAAGUCAUAAAGUCACUGAAAGACUAUGUAUUUCUGGCAUGACACAAGGUUGGGAUUAUAGAGUACAUUAAGAGUUUUAGAUGUUCUCUACUGAUUAAAACUAACUUUUUUUUCUGUGUGGAUAAAAAAACAUGGGUUUGAAGAUGAACGGGUUCAUCUUAACUGGGAACUAUAGGCUUGAUGUCGCCAUUUUUAUUUCUACAACUUAAAUUGAAUAAAUACAAAAUUAGAAUAUU